GCGCCUUGGCUGGGCCGCAGCUCCACUCGUCAUCCUCGUGGGGGUGGUGGAGGCGGCCAGCGCCGAGCUCGCGCGCGGGCAGGCGGCCCCCGACCUCGAGGUCUAUUACGACGACGAGGCGAGCGUGGACAUGAAGGGGUUCUGGCUCGACGGGCCCAUGGACUCCUCCGCGCACGUGGACGCGCUGCCGGCGCCCGCCAGCCCGGGCGACCCUGUCCCCGCGCCGGCUGGGCCACCGAGCGCGCGCUUCGAGGCGCCGCCGGUUCCGGAGUUCCCCAAGCCGCCCACGCCGCCGCCCAUGCCCGUCGGGCGACCUUUCAUCGUUCGGGCGAGGGUGCAGUGGCCAGAAGGAGCGCAGUGGAUGAUUUUCAGAGGGAGGGCGGCCGACGCCGCCGCGGCCAGCGCAGUGGCUGACUACCUCGACGGCGCAAUGGCUCUCGAGGUGGAGGACCCGACUGGCGCAACCAUCCGUUUUCUCGUGAAGCCUGACGGCGUCAUCCGCGCGCCUGCCCCAGGGCCCUCAGGGCGUCUGCCAGCGGGGUUCAUCGAGGAGAUGCUCCACCACGCGCCCCUGGGCUGCGAGGAGCUCGGCAUCAGCGUCUCGGCGACCAACGUACCCGAGAAAGUCUGGCAUAAGCUGGCGGCGUGGCACGGGCUCCCCGUGGGCGGACGAGCCGGGCCGCUCAGCGAGGCUCGCUGGCGGCUGCUCCGCGAGAAGGUGGCCAGCUUGGUCAGGUGGCACCCCGAGGGAGGCGUGGCGCCCAGCCCGAGCUUCGAAGCGAGAGCUACAGAGGCGGACGCUAAGUUGCGCAGCCACUGGCAGCGGCUUGACCGCAGCAGCUCGCCCAGGCCACCAGCUGGGUCCACGCGCCGUGGCUCGCGCUCCCCGUCCGCCGAGGGCGGGCGGGCAGCGAGCUCUGAGGCACCAGUAUCAGGAGAGAGCCAUCAAGGGGGCGACGGCGGGGACAUGAUGGCAUGCUACUUGGAGGAGAAGGCUCGCGGGUCGAGCGACGCGGCGGCGGUGCAGAGUGUGGCCGCCGGCUUCGACGAGGAG
Messenger RNA from Prorocentrum cordatum, 1054 nucleotides. The record is from the annotation of a GenBank genome assembly. NCBI's taxonomy places the organism in Eukaryota, Dinophyceae, Prorocentrales, Prorocentraceae.